GGCCCGUUUUGCGGGAACAGUGUCAACAGAAAAGCCGGGGGCCGUGAAUGACGCGUGGUCUGCUCGCACUAUUUGGGCAAUAUUUUGAAACUUCUUAAUCAACCCUAUCAACUUUUUAGUCUUUUCAAACUCAUCGUGUCUGGAAUUAUCCGUGUUCAUAUUGAAAUACGCGAUUCCAUCAGCAUAUUAUGUCCGAAACAGAAGGCAACAUGGAGCAGCAGCUAACGUUAGAAGAGCCGAGCCAACACGACCCGGCCGGUCCAGCAGAGGAUGAGAUGUCAGAAAAUGGUCGUGAUGAAGUUUCGGAUACAGCGCUGGAUAGCGAAGUCCAGUCAUCCUCAUCUCCCUCAGAGAAAGAACAAGUUGAACAGUCGAGUGGAUACGAAGAAAAAGUGCAAACAGACCGAACCAACAGAUUCGAGUACCUCCUGAAGCAGACGGAAGUAUUUGCUCAUUUCAUCCAACCAGCCGCCCAGAAGACGCCAACUUCACCUCUAAAGAUGAAGCCUGGUCGCCCUCGCAUUAAAAAAGAUGAGAAACAGAAUCUGCUGUCUGCUGGAGAUAACCGUCAUCGUCGCACUGAGCAGGAGGAAGAUGAGGAGCUUCUAAGUGAAAGCAACAAGGCCACCAGCGUUUGCACACGUUUUGAUGACUCGCCUUCAUAUGUAAAAUCCGGCAAGCUGAGAGACUAUCAGGUCCGUGGACUCAACUGGCUCAUUUCACUCUAUGAGAAUGGAAUUAAUGGGAUCCUGGCUGAUGAAAUGGGUCUUGGAAAGACUCUCCAGACCAUCUCUCUGUUGGGCUACAUGAAGCACUAUAGAAAUAUUCUUGGGCCUCACAUGGUUCUCGUGCCCAAGUCCACUCUGUAUAACUGGAUGAAUGAGUUUAAGCGCUGGGUUCCCUCUCUGAGGGCCGUCUGCCUCAUCGGUGACAGAAAUGAAAGAAACGCAUUUAUCCGUGACACGCUGCUGCCAGGCGAAUGGGAUGUGUGCGUUACCUCCUAUGAGAUGCUAAUUAUCGAGAGGGCCGUCUUCAAAAAGUUCAACUGGAGAUACCUGGUUAUUGACGAGGCCCACCGUAUCAAGAAUGAAAAAUCAAAGCUUUCAGAGAUCGUGCGAGAGUUCAAGACGACAAAUCGAUUGCUGCUGACCGGAACGCCGCUGCAGAACAACCUUCAUGAGCUUUGGGCUCUGCUGAACUUCCUGUUGCCCGAUGUCUUCAACUCUUCUGAGGAUUUCGAUGCCUGGUUUGACACAAAUAACUGUCUGGGAGACCAGAAGUUGGUGGAGCGUCUACAUUUGGUACUGCGUCCAUUCCUGUUGAGACGUAUUAAAGCUGACGUGGAGAAAUCUCUCCUCCCCAAAAAGGAGAUCAAGAUGUAUAUCGGGCUCAGCAAGAUGCAGAGAGAAUGGUACACCAAGAUUUUGAUGAAGGAUAUUGACAUUUUGAACUCCGCUGGUAAGAUGGACAAAAUGCGUCUGCUGAACGUUCUGAUGCAGCUGAGGAAGUGCUGUAACCAUCCCUACCUGUUUGAUGGGGCGGAGCCUGGACCACCCUACACCACUGACCUCCACCUGGUUGUCAACGGCGGCAAGAUGGUGGUGCUGGACAAACUGCUACCUAAACUCAAAGAGCAAGGCUCUCGUGUUCUGAUCUUCAGUCAAAUGACCAGGGUGCUGGACAUUCUGGAGGAUUACUGUAUGUGGCGGAACCAUAAUUACUGCCGCCUGGAUGGACAGACGCCCCAUGAGGAGCGACAGAUCUCCAUCAAUGCUUUCAAUGAGCCCAACAGCCCAAAGUUUCUAUUCAUGUUAAGCACCAGAGCUGGAGGUCUCGGGAUCAAUCUGGCCACUGCUGAUGUUGUCAUCAUCUACGACUCAGACUGGAAUCCUCAAGUGGAUCUUCAAGCUAUGGAUCGCGCCCACAGGAUUGGUCAAAAGAAACAGGUGCGCGUGUUCCGCUUCAUCACAGAAAACACAGUCGAGGAAAGAAUCGUGGAGCGUGCGGAAAUGAAACUCCGCUUGGACUCUAUUGUCAUUCAGCAAGGCAGACUAGUAGAUCCAAGUAUGAACAAACUGGGCAAGGAUGAGAUGCUGUCCAUCAUUCGACACGGUGCCACCCACGUUUUCGCUUCUAAGGAGAGCGAGAUCACAGAUGAAGAUAUUGAUGCCAUCUUGGAAAGAGGAGAGAAGAAGACCAUGGAGAUGAAGGAAAGGCUGUCCAAUCUUGGCGAAGGCUCACUGAAAAACUUCACUGUGGACACGGAGAACAGCGUGUACAAUUUCGAGGGUGAAGAUUACAGAGAAAAGAAGAAGGUCAUCACUAACUGGAUUGAACCGCCCAAGAGAGAACGCAAGGCUAAUUACGCUGUGGACGCCUAUUUCAGAGAGGCCCUGCGUGUCAGCGAGCCCAAAGCACCAAAGGCUCCUCGUCCUCCCAAACAGCCCAACGUUCAAGACUUUCAGUUCUUUCCUCCUCGGCUCUUUGAGCUGCUAGAGAAGGAGAUAUUGUAUUACAGGAAAACUAUUGGCUAUAAGGUGCCAAGAAACCCAGAUCUGCCCAACUCGGCCCAAGCGCAGAAGGAGGAACAGGCAAAGAUUGAUGAAGCAGAACCACUUAAUGAGGAGGAGCUAGAGGAGAAGGAGAACCUCCUCUCACAGGGUUUCACUAUCUGGACCAAGCGAGACUUCAAUCAGUUCAUCAAGGCCAACGAAAAGUGGGGAAGAGAUGACAUAGAGAACAUUGCUCGUGAGGUAGAGGGAAAAACCCCAGAGGAGGUCAUGGAAUAUUCUGCUGUGUUUUGGGAACGCUGCAAUGAGCUUCAGGACAUAGAGAAGAUCAUGGCUCAGAUUGAAAGAGGAGAAGCCAGAAUCCAAAGAAGGAUCAGCAUCAAGAAAGCACUGGACUCUAAAAUCGGUCGGUAUAAGGCACCUUUUCACCAGCUCAGAAUCUCCUAUGGCACCAACAAGGGGAAGAACUACACAGAGGAAGAGGAUCGCUUUCUCAUCUGCAUGCUGCACAAGCUGGGUUUCGACAAGGAGAGCGUUUACGAUGAGCUGCGUCAGUGCAUACGCAACUCUCCCCAGUUUCGCUUCGACUGGUUUCUCAAGUCCCGCACGGCCAUGGAGCUUCAGAGGAGGUGUAACACCCUGAUCACACUCAUUGAACGUGAGAACAUGGAGCUGGAGGAGCGAGAGAGGGCAGAGAAGAAAAAGAGGGGACCUCGAACAUCUUCGGCCCAGAAACGCAAGCAGGACGGGACUCCCGACGGUCGUGGUCGCCGGAAAAAGCUCAAAUUGUGAGCUGAUGUCAGACCUCAGUUGGUGAGGACCUUCAGUACAGGAAUACUUGCAUUUGUUGGUACGGGUCCCACUGAUGAACAGUAUAAAUCUGCAGCACUGAUCCUCGCCUACAAGUAGCUUGACCUCUUUUAGAAAGGCGUAGAGAUGUACAUUAGAUCUGUCUUUUAGGUAAAACAAAAUGUACUACGGCUGUGCUGUCAAUGUUGGUUUUUUUUGUAUUUAUGCUUUUUUUUUAAACCACAUUCCAGUUGCUUGGAUAAAUGAUUUGUGCUCUUUCAUUUUUAGAGCAUUCAGUAAUGUCUGUGUACCCUUCAUUUGAGUAGUCCAUUGAACAUGUGACUAAUAAAUGUCAUUGUUUUUAUAAACAUUUCUCCAUAUUUUUUCUUUCAAAUAAACAUAUGUUUGCCUUGGGCCUUGAUGUA
Messenger RNA from Triplophysa rosa, 3724 nucleotides. It is a transcript of the gene smarca5, whose product is annotated as SWI/SNF related, matrix associated, actin dependent regulator of chromatin, subfamily a, member 5. Gene Ontology annotation, cellular component: nucleus; chromatin. The transcript is spliced from 24 exons. Bases 189 to 3302 code for a protein of 1037 amino acids. The record is from RefSeq and is a predicted model, not a curated record. Gene Ontology annotation, biological process: regulation of transcription by RNA polymerase II; nucleosome organization. Gene Ontology annotation, molecular function: DNA binding; histone binding; ATP-dependent chromatin remodeler activity. Lineage: Eukaryota; Metazoa; Chordata; Actinopteri; Cypriniformes; Nemacheilidae.